Messenger RNA from Neltuma alba, 2370 nucleotides. RefSeq names its product pentatricopeptide repeat-containing protein At2g03880, mitochondrial-like. The transcript has a single exon. Gene Ontology annotation, molecular function: protein binding; zinc ion binding; RNA binding. The coding region runs from base 1 to 2370 and encodes 789 amino acids. NCBI's taxonomy places the organism in Eukaryota, Viridiplantae, Streptophyta, Magnoliopsida, Fabales, Fabaceae. Gene Ontology annotation, biological process: RNA modification. The record is from RefSeq and is a predicted model, not a curated record.
AUGCAAUUUGCUCGUUGUGUUCAAACCAUCGCGAAUUCUUGUCAAACUUUGUUCCGUUCAAAUCAGUUUCUAAAGGAGCUCUCAAAAUCUGGCCAAAUUGAUGAAGCCCGGAUAGUGUUUGAUAGUCUGCCAGAACGGGAUGAGUACACUUGGAAUACUAUGAUAGCUGCUUAUUUUAGUUCAGGAAGGCUAGCUGAAGCAAGAAAGGUUUUUGACGAUAUUCCUUGUAAAAGUUCUAUCACUUGGUCAUGCCUUAUUUCUGGAUAUUGUCAAUAUGGGUAUGGAUAUGAAGUUUUUGAUUUGUUUCAGCAAAUGAGGUUGGAGGGUCAAAACCCCAGCCAAUACACUUUAGCAAGUAUACUAAGGGUAUGUUCAAUGUUAGGGCUGAUCCAAAGUGGGGAAUUGAUCCAUGGGUAUGUGUUAAAGUCUGGAUUAGAAUCUAAUGUAUAUGUUUUGACUAGCCUUGUUGAUGUGUAUGCCAAGUGCAAGCGCAUAUCAGAAGCAGAAUAUCUCUUCAAGUUCUUGCCUAACAGUAGAGAAAAUCAUGUUCUUUGGACAUCUAUGCUUAGUGGUUAUGCUCAUAAUGGGGAUGGUCACAAGGCAAUUGAGUUUUUCCGUGAUAUGCACAAAGAAGGGGUUGAAUUGAAUCAUUUUACAUUUCCAAGCAUAUUGACAGCAUGUUCUGCUGUUUCAUCUCAAUGUUUUGGGGAACAGGUGCAUGGUUGCAUUGUUCAGAGUGGUUUUGGGACCAACAUAUAUGUUCAAAGCGCACUGGUUAAUAUGUAUGCAAAAUGCGGAGACCUGAACAGUGCUAAAAAAGUAUUGGAAGCUAUGGAGGUUGAUGAUGUCAUUUCAUGGAACUCCAUGAUAGUUGGGUGUGCGAGGCACGGGUUUGAAGAUGAAGCUCUCCUUUUGUUCAAAAAAAUGCAUGCGAGAAAUAUGAAGAUUGAUAAUUAUACAUUUCCAUCUGUCCUAAAUUGUUGCAUAAUGGGCAGUAUAGAUGCAAAGUCUGUUCACUGUUUGGCAAUCAAGUGCGGAUUUGAGAAUUAUCAGCUUGUUGGCAAUGCCCUUGUUGACAUGUAUGCCAAAAUUGGAGACUUGAAUUGUGCAUAUGUGGUGUUCAAUCAAAUGCAGGAGAAGGACGUUGUCUCAUGGACUUCCCUUGUGACUGGUUAUGCGCACAAUGGAUCCCAUGAAGAAUCCCUGAAGAUGUUUUCUGACAUGAGAAUUGUUGGAAUAAAACCUGACCAGUUUGUUGUUGCUAGUGUUCUGAGUGCCUGUGCAGAACUGACUGUUCUAGAAUUUGGGAAACAAGUGCAUUCAGAUUUUAUUAAAUCUGGCCUUCAAUCAUCACUGUCGGUAGAAAACUCACUUGUGGCCAUGUACGCAAAAUGUGGAUGCUUAGAUGAUGCCAAUUGCAUAUUUGACUCUAUGCAAACACGGGAUGUAGUUACUUGGACAGCUCUUAUUGUUGGUUAUGCACAAAACGGUAAAGGAAUGGACUCUUUGAUGUUUUAUAAUGCAAUGAUUUCAAGUGGCACAAAACCAGAUUUUAUCACAUUUAUUGGUUUAUUAUUUGCUUGUAGCCAUGCUGGACUUGUAAACGAUGGUCGCAUGUACUUCCAACAAAUGAAUAAGGUUUAUGGAAUAAAACCUGGUCCUCCACACUAUGCCUGCAUGAUUGAUCUCUACGGGCGUUCAGGAAUGCUUAAUGAGGCUAAAGAAUUGUUAAAUAAAAUGGAUGUCAAACCAGAUGCAACUGUGUGGAAGGCACUGCUUGCUGCAUGUAGAGUUCAUGGAGACAUAGAAUUGGGACAGAUGGCAGCCCAAAACCUUUUUGAGUUGGAACCCAUGAAUGCUAUGCCUUAUGUUCUGUUGUCUAACAUGUAUUCUGCUGCUCACAAAUGGGAUGAUGCUGCAAAAAUUCGGAAGUUGAUGAAAUCAAAGGGAAUAGUUAAAGAGCCAGGGUGCAGUUGGGUUGAGGUAAACAGCAGAAUUCAUAUCUUCCUAUCUGAAGACAGAGGGCAUCCUAGAACAGUUGAGAUAUAUGCCAAAAUAGAUGAAAUAAUAAUAAGAAUCAAGGAGGCUGGCUAUGUUCCAGAUAUGAAUUUUGCUUUGCAUGACAUGGAGAGGGAGGGAAAGGAGACUGGGCUUGCUUAUCACAGUGAGAAGCUGGCUGUUGCUUUUGGACUUAUUGCUUCACCAUCAGGUGCACCAAUUCGAAUUUUUAAGAAUAUCCGAGUUUGUGGGGAUUGCCAUACUGCUAUGAAAUACAUCUCAAGAGUCUUCCUUUGUCAUAUCGUUUUGAGGGAUUCAAAUUGUUUUCAUCAUUUUAAAGAAGGACAAUGCUCUUGUGGAGAUUAUUGGUAG